Molecule: messenger RNA, 2720 nt
Organism: Cryptotermes secundus
Lineage: Eukaryota; Metazoa; Arthropoda; Insecta; Blattodea; Kalotermitidae
Product: transmembrane protein 68
Exons: 7
Coding region: 401-1360 (319 amino acids)
Cellular component (GO): membrane
Molecular function (GO): acyltransferase activity
Source: RefSeq, a predicted model, not a curated record
CAGGAUUAGUUUGUAUCAAAAGUGUAACUGCUAUUGUUGUUAAUGUAUCUGACGAGUUCUCUGUAUGCAUAUUUAGGAAAAUUUCGGAUUUUCUUAAUUCCUGAAGGAAGUUAAAAUUGAAGCACUAUACCCAUCCUGUUUGAUAUUAGAAUUGGUCUGCCACUGCGAAAACGUAUAAGGAAAACAGGAAAGAAAAAUAUUAGUGUAACCUUGGUAGGAACUGCUUUUUGUCAUUCUGAUAUUUGCAUUUUAAUUUAAUGCGUAAAACCUAUAUGAAUAUGAAUAGUGGUUCAUAGUGUAGUAUAACUAUUUAGGUGUUAGGUACAUUGUAAGAAGAAUGAUAUGCAACAGAAGCCUGCACCCAUGUACGUGAAUUAGUUUGCAGAACGGAACAUCAAUCAUGCUUGGGCUGAUCAGCAGAUUAGUAACACAUGUUGAAAAUAUUAUUGUGGAUUACAUAGACUUGGACUUCACUUUGUGGCUAACAUGGAUGCUUACCCCUUUAAUAAUUACAUUCCUUUUGCCUCUGAUUAUAGUACUUCUGCUGUAUUUGUCUGCACUGAAUUUUUAUGUCUACAAAUUACAUAGACACCGAUUACGCCAUGCAUAUGAAACCGAUUUCUGGGAUGGUGCACGGAAGACAGCUGCAGCUGUAUGGGAUGCCCAUGGUUGGAUCUGGCAUGGUUAUGAGGUGAGUGGCAUGGAAAACAUUCCAGAUGACACACCAGCGCUGAUCGUUUACUAUCAUGGUGCCAUCCCAAUAGACUUGUAUUAUUUUAUCUCCAGAUGCAUUCUCUUUAAGAACCGUUUGAUUCACACGGUUGGAGAUCGGUUCCUCUUUAAUAUACCAGGCUGGUCAAUCAUCUGUGAAGCAAUGAAGGUAAUACCAGGCACAGUACAGAUUUGUUCAAAUAUUUUGAAAGAGAACAAUUUAUUAGCCAUAUCUCCAGGAGGAGUUUAUGAAGCUCAGUUUGGUGAUGCAUAUUACAGACUUAUGUGGAAAAAAAGACUUGGAUUUGCAAAAGUGGCCUUGGAUGCCAAAGUUCCCGUGAUUCCAGUAUUCACACAAAAUCUGCGGGAAGCAUUUCGGAGUGUAGGUUUUGGCAAACGUUUAUGGCUGAAAUUAUAUACAAUAACAAAGCUUCCAUUUGUGCCAAUAUAUGGGGGAUUUCCAGUGAAGCUACGCACACAUGUGGGAAAGCCCAUUCCUUAUGAUGGUAAUCUCACCCCUGAACAACUGCAUAUCAAGGUGGCUCAUGCAAUAGAGGAGCUGAUUGAGGAGCAUCAGAGAAUUCCAGGCAGCAUUAUGCGAGCACUUGUGGAGAGGGUAUAUGAACUACCAAAGAAGAAAUCCAAAUGAGGGUACUACAAAUUUUGGGGCAUUCUUGUAAAUUAAUCAUAUAUAUAUAUAAAUAUACAUUGAACAGUAAGCACUAAGUGUAGUUCAUUAUGUCAUAUGAAAUAUCAUUCAGUUCACAUAUGUAAUAUCAUGUAGGACUACAUUAAACGUGUCUAAGAAAUUGGUAUUAUUUUCAUAUGUAACACAAGAAAACACAUAUAAAUUGCACCUGAUAAAAAUUAUGCAGAAGAGCAUUUUUUGAAUGUAAGUUUUUCCAUGACACAUUCCAUUUUGUUGACCAUAUUUCAGUGCUAACCCUUCGGCACUGGCAUUUAGAUACUGUAAUUGUGAGUGGACUGUAGUAAUGUUUCUUAAAUGCCCAUUUAAUUUUUACUGUAAAAUGAUUUAUUUUUCAUAACUGAACUGUAUGAGAUAUGAAAAUCAGUUUUCUACUGAAAUCCUUGGAAAAGAUGGAUUUAUAAGUGUACGUUAUAACGUGAGUGUGCUGUGUAUGUGAUUGAUGGAAGCAACAGGAUUAGAAGGUGAGGUUUGUAUGGUAGAUCUUGAAAUAUCCAUCUAAACAUAACCCUGUUUCUUUUUCCUGUGUUUUGUACACACCAUACAUUUUCACUGAGGUUUUGCCUUCUUUCGGGUGGCAGGAAUAUGUUCAAGGAAAUGUCAUUCCAUGGUUCUGUUGGGCUGCAAGUUAAUUUAUGGAUGUCCAUAUAAAGGAGGAGGAACACAAAAACAUUGUUUUUACCUUGAGGUUUUGAGCUAGUAAAGGCCUAAAUUUUAGUGAAUCUGUGUUCUUGUUAUUUGGGAGUGACAUGACCAUUGCAUUAUGUACUGCCACACUGAGUACUUUGUUGAAUAAUUUUGUUUAUUUCCAGCAAGUAUGGUCACAGCAUUUGAUCCUACAUAUAGACUCAUAACAUAAUGACAGUGUAAUUGCAAACACCUGCAGGCUUUGUUUCUUUGUCUUACUUUAUUUUAUGUCUUGUAAAGUAAAAUUUUAAAACUUUUUAAGUUUAUUUUGUGUGCCUACUGUUAUUUCUGAUGGAUUAAGAAAAGCAUGCUUUUAUUACAACUGUGAACUGAAAGAAUUUUUGUAGGAUCACAUUUCCACUUAUAACAUGGGAAUCAAUGGAAAAACAGGGUUCAUGAUGUGGGCACAUAUUUGAAAACAUUUCCGUUCUGUAACAUGGGCAUACUGUAUUAAAACUGGUUAACCAGACUGUACUUAAAACUCUUUGUUAAUAAUUAUUUAUUGGUUUACUCCUAUUUGGCUGUGGUAUGUAUAUAUCUUUAAUUGUUCUUAUGAUGAUUGUUAUAAAGUUACCAAGUAUUUUUACAUAUGAAAAUAAAUAUAUAUACACAUUAA